UCUGCAACUUACUGCUUAUCAAGACGGAGUGGUCGCUGUACAGCGUUUACCUUCUCGCUGUGUUCAUUCCAUUGGGCCCUUGUGGUGCGGGGCCGAGAAGAUACGUACGGCCGACGAAGCUUCUUAGACGGCAGCUUCGCUCAUGAGAAUGGCUCCCAGUCACGGUUUCUCGCAAGCGCACCACAAAGCCUCAGCUGCAUGACCGACUUGAGACGGAGCUUACUAUGCGGUGUCCGCUUGGCGAAAGCAUCAAGCGAUGCACCGCUGUCGCUUUACGCACUAUGCCUGUCUAUCUGGACCGCAGCACAUGCGGACGCUGGAUUCGUCACAGUGGGCCGUCGCAUCUCACCAGCAUAUUGGUACGGAUGGUUUGUCGCCGCGUUUGGGAGCGUGAUGCUCUAG
This is a messenger RNA of Colletotrichum abscissum, 402 nucleotides long. RefSeq lists its product as uncharacterized. Lineage: Eukaryota; Fungi; Ascomycota; Sordariomycetes; Glomerellales; Glomerellaceae. The record is from RefSeq and is a predicted model, not a curated record. The annotation marks the transcript as partial. The transcript has a single exon.